Molecule: messenger RNA, 617 nt
Organism: Moneuplotes crassus
Lineage: Eukaryota; Ciliophora; Spirotrichea; Euplotida; Euplotidae
Source: the annotation of a GenBank genome assembly
AUUUAUUGUAAAAUGGAGGUGGCUGAUUUAGAGAAAAGAACUAAAAAUCCAGCUGAUCACAAAUAUGUUCCACAACAGGAUGAUACAAUUGAGACUACGAGGGAGGAAGUUGAAAUAAACAGAGCUUUACUGACCCAGCUAAGAACAGCCACAUGUCCUUUCAUCACUGGCAUCGCAUCAACUUAUCAUGGAGAGUAUAAUCCUGAGACAAUGGGAGAGUAUUUAGAACAGAGUUUGUUUGAUGACACCUUGGAAGAGAUUAAUGACAUUCUGAUAAAUUAUUGGCCCUGAGAGCUUUGAUUUUAUGGAUUUGGAUUCUUUCUUGGUAUUCUCACUUUCGGAUUAUGAUGCCUUUGUCCAUAUACUUGUAUUAGAGAUGCCAAAGAGAAUCUAAAUAAUAAGUUGCGUAGCUUGAAUAGACAAGAAUUUGGUAGAAGGAAUCUUGAGAUCGUGUUGAAUGAGAGAUGAUUCUUUAGGUCCACAAUUGACAUCUAUGUUAUAAAUCAGCGUGUAGGUGACGAUCAAUCAGUAAGGACCUAUAACAACUCUAGUAUUAUCCAUUAACUAAGUUACGACAGGAUUAAUGGAGUGUAUAAAUCUUUCUAAAUAAAAAUCUC